Molecule: messenger RNA, 690 nt
Organism: Cyphellophora attinorum
Lineage: Eukaryota; Fungi; Ascomycota; Eurotiomycetes; Chaetothyriales; Cyphellophoraceae
Exons: 2
Coding region: 1-690 (229 amino acids)
Source: RefSeq, a predicted model, not a curated record
AUGUCGAACCCCAACGAGCCCAAGGUUGACGCAACCACCAAUUUCCCCAAGCACAAUAGCGACACGCCGGGAGAGGAAUUCGAAGUUCGGCAAACCUCAUCGUCCGAGGAUUACACUCCCGACCCAUCCAAAUCAAUCAAGCUCUCCCCUGCGCGGCAAGCUCUGAUCGACGACAUCAUUGCGCUGUAUUCAUGUGAGCCCACGGUCGAGCGCGUGAAGCGAUAUACCCCAGACUGUGUGUACGAUGAUCAGUUCGUCUAUGCCAAUGAUCGAUAUAAGAUGGCUGGGCAGUGGUUUGCGCUGCCGAAGCUGUUCAAGGCCAGCAAGAAUGAGAGAUAUGAAAUCGUGAAGAAUGAUCGGGACCUGAUCCAAUUCAAGAACGAACAGUCAUGGACAUUCAAGAUCAUCCCAAAGACCGCCACGAUCAAUGCUCUCGUUAGUCUGAGCCUCGAUCCCGGCACAGUUGAUUCGGACUUCAUCCAGGUGAAGUACCACAAAGACCAGGCCAACGACAAGGACUACUCACAUGAAGGUGUCGGCUUCAGUUUCAAGAAGUGGCAGGCAGACCAGGUGGCCAAAAAUAUGGACAGCAAGGAGGUCGAGCAAUUCAUCGGAGAUAAGGAUGCUGCGAAGAGGCCGGUGAAGAAGUACGGAAGUGGAACAGGUGAUGCGCCGGUGAAGGAUAUGUAA